CUCUCUUUUUCCGGCAUCGUGUAUGCUAGUCGACACAUUUCAUUGAAGGUACAGCGAUAAUUUUAGUGAAAAAUUAGUGUUAUUUUUAAAUCUAGACUGCAAUGGCCGAUACAGCUAAGAAACCUGUCGCUAAAAAGGGCGGUGAUAAGGCUGCCAAGAAAGGAGCUGCUGCUGCUGCUCCGGCUCCCGUUGCCGUUAAGGGUGUGAAGAAGUCCCAGACCAAGGAAGCUAUCCUUGCUCGUACCCAUAAGCCAAAGGGACAACGUACUGCCAAGGCCGCUCUGCCGUACCAGAAGAAGAGCUAUGGACGUCUGUGGGCAAAGGCUGUGUUUACCGGGUAUAAGCGAGGUCUGCGCAAUCAACAUGAAAACCAUGCUAUACUCAAGGUAGAGGGUUGUCGCAACCGCAAGAAUGUCCUGUUCUACAUCGGCAAACGCUGCGUGUAUGUGUACCGUGGAAAGGCGAAACGCAAUGCACCUGGUGCUGCGGAGAAGAAGAGUAACAUUCGGGCUAUCUGGGGCAAGAUUACCCGUUCGCACGGUAACAGCGGUAGCGUGAGAGCACGAUUCAAGACCAACCUGCCUGGACACGCUAUGGGACAUCGCAUCCGGAUCAUGCUGUACCCAUCCAGGAUUUAAGCUUAAAUUCAACUUACUGUGUACAUUUAAAACAAACCACAAUAAAACUGAAAAGAGGAUAUUCCUGUGAAA
This is a messenger RNA of Topomyia yanbarensis, 710 nucleotides long. RefSeq names its product large ribosomal subunit protein eL33-like. Gene Ontology annotation, biological process: cytoplasmic translation; ribosomal large subunit biogenesis. The transcript has 3 exons. Gene Ontology annotation, cellular component: ribosome; cytosolic large ribosomal subunit. The record is from RefSeq and is a predicted model, not a curated record. Gene Ontology annotation, molecular function: structural constituent of ribosome. NCBI's taxonomy places the organism in Eukaryota, Metazoa, Arthropoda, Insecta, Diptera, Culicidae. Bases 102 to 638 code for a protein of 178 amino acids.